Molecule: messenger RNA, 1098 nt
Organism: Lodderomyces elongisporus
Lineage: Eukaryota; Fungi; Ascomycota; Pichiomycetes; Serinales; Debaryomycetaceae
Exons: 1
Coding region: 1-1098 (365 amino acids)
Biological process (GO): plasma membrane phospholipid scrambling
Cellular component (GO): plasma membrane
Molecular function (GO): phospholipid scramblase activity
Source: RefSeq, a predicted model, not a curated record
AUGUAUCAAAUUAAACCACUUCAAACAGCAUGGCGAUCUUCGAUUAGGCUGCGAAAUCUUGCCAUUCGUCAUAUCAACACCUCGUCAAAACUACUUCUCCCACGAUACCCAUCAUCAACUUCGUCUAAUCGCUCCAAUAGAACACGAAUAACUCAAGAAAUCAGCCCUGAAGAAGUUCGUAAGUUUCAAGAAGCGCAAGAACGCGCUAAACAACUGGGGUUCACUGACUCAAGUAGCAGCACAUAUAAUGAUCCUUUUUCCACAUCUCGCGCAUCCCAAACUGGUUACUCUCCAUACUCAAUUCAUAUUCCAAAUAAUACAAAUGGGAUAAUAACACCAGAAGACCCAAUUUACCAAAUCUUGGCAGAACCAACUUUGGUCAUUGAACGACAAAUUGAAUUUAUGAACUUGUUUAUUGGGUUCGAACAGGCCAACAACUACACUAUAAUGAAUUCCAGUGGCCAAACUAUUGGCUUUAUGAGAGAAAAGGAUAUUAGAUUUGCCAGAACAUUGGGUCGUCAAUUCUUUAGAUUGCAUCGACCAUUCGAUAUUGAUGUAUUCAAUAUUCAAGGUGAAUUGGUGCUUAGUAUCAAAAGACCAUUCUCAUUUAUAAAUUCACAUAUCAAGGCAUUACUUCCCGGGUACGAUCACAGUAACGACAAUGAGCUUAUAUAUGAGAUAGUGGGCGAGAGUGUACAACGAUGGCACUUGUGGAGAAGAAAAUACAAUUUGUUCAAGUUAGAAGAUGAAAAAACAGAUGACUAUGAACAAUUCGGUGAUAUUGAUGCUCCUUUCUUGUCGUUUGAUUUCCCAGUCAAGAAUGAAAAGGGGCAAGUUAUUGCCAGUAUCGAUAGAAACUGGGUUGGAUUGGGAAGAGAAAUGUUUACAGAUACUGGUGUCUAUAUAUUAAGAUUCGAUAGAGCAAGUUUUGAAGGUAUGGAACAGUACUAUGGCGAAAUUGGCGAUUCGGGAGUCACUAUGGACCAAAGAGCAGUGAUAUUGUCAUGUUUCACAAGUAUUGAUUUCGAUUACUUCUCAAGACAUAGUGGUGGCCACGGUUUGUUUGGUCUAGGUGGUGGUAGCUAUGAUGAUGUAUAG